Messenger RNA from Chaetomium fimeti, 5038 nucleotides. RefSeq lists its product as uncharacterized. Lineage: Eukaryota; Fungi; Ascomycota; Sordariomycetes; Sordariales; Chaetomiaceae. The coding region runs from base 152 to 4783 and encodes 1543 amino acids. The transcript has a single exon. The record is from RefSeq and is a predicted model, not a curated record. Gene Ontology annotation, molecular function: DNA-binding transcription factor activity; sequence-specific DNA binding; protein binding. Gene Ontology annotation, biological process: regulation of ribosomal protein gene transcription by RNA polymerase II. Gene Ontology annotation, cellular component: nucleus.
GCGAGACUCUCUGCCGUGAGCUUUUGGCUUUGGGAAGUUUAGAAACCGACAAGCCCGGGCUGCUUUUCCUUUACCGCAACCGCACCGCAUUCGCGAGGCCCUGCACUGGCUGCCGCAGUUUGACGAAGGAGCUUGUCUUAAAUCACAAGCGAUGACUUCGUCAGUUCUGGACGGCGCCGGCUGUGAAUCGCCGGCGCCUCCUGCCUUUUCGCCACUCACAGACCCUGCCGAUCCAGGCAAUCGCGAACCUUCAGUGGGUGUACCCAUCACCACUGAAGCCGCACUUGACGAUGCAGGUUCCUCACAGCGUCAUGAUAAUGGCAUCACUGCCACUGCCAAUGGGCCCGACUCGCAUCUCCCCUCCACAACCCGCCUCGCUCAGAAUUCGCACUCCCACUCCCACUCCCACUCGCGCCCGCAAGCAGAACCAGCGACACCGACAACCCCAGCGACCCCGGCGCCGCGGCCGCACCUCGACACCACCAUGAUGAACAGCACGAUGGAUCUCGAUAUGCCCAUGAAUUCCGCCAUGGAUUACACCGCCAGUCCUGCCCUCGACAUCUACUCGCCGUACGCCCCCCAACAAUCUUCUCAGCUCCUCAUGGCCCUCGCCCGCCUGUCGGCUGCAUCUCUAUCGGCUGUAUCUCAAUCGCAGAUGACGGCACUCCCCCCAUCGACUGUUCGCCCUUCGCAGGUCUCACUUCCUCCGCAUCCCAUUCUCGACACUUCGGACAACCUAGUGCCCGCAACCCCCCACGCCCCCAAUGCCGUUCCGCACGCCGAUACCCCACUCGAGUCGUUCGCCAGAAUCGAGUUCGCCGACAGCGUGUUCCAGAUGACCACCUAUGCUGUCGUCAUUGGCCGUGAUCAACGUGCACUAGACCAAGCAAGACGAGAUGAGCGACGAUUCGAUGAUUACCAGCGCAAAGUACGCGACCACCAGGAGCGCGGCCUGCCUGCUCCCCUGCCGCCGACCCAGGACCGCGGCAAAUUCAGCAAGUCGUACGUCAGUGAGGAGGGCGGCAUGCUUGGCCCAGAAUCUGAUGGCGAUGACAAUCCCCGCCCUGCCAAGAGGAGGAAAACCAGUGGGGGUGUAGGAUCUGCGUCGGGCGAUUCACAACGGGUCGAGCCCGCGGCCGGCGAGCUGGCCAGCUUGGAGGACAAGAACCCGAUCAACAGGCAGUACGUGUCGCACACGCCAGGUGCAGCCGCUGUCAAUCUCAGUGCCCUCCGGCCCUCGCCUCACUAUGUGCCAUUCAUCGGAAUUCACUCGCCCGGGCCGAACAUCGCCAGCAGAACCAAGGCCAUUUCGAGGGAGCAUCUGAAGAUCGAGUUUAACCAGACGGAUGGCGUAUUUGAAGCCAUCCCGCUCCACAAGAACGGCUUCUUUUGCGAAGAUGUCCAUUACAAGGACGAAAAGGUCGUACUGCGGAGUGGUGAUCGCCUGCAAAUCAAAGAUGUCGAUUUCGUCUUCAUCGUCAACGGCGUCCCUCGCGGCAAAACGGGCGCCGAAGACGGUCUGGAGGAGGACGGCGUGUCCAGCAGGCGGUAUUCUGAAGGGGGCAAGGAGAUGAGCUUCGACUUUGAGAGCUCGCAUGACCCAGCAAGACGUAGCACCAGCCCCGAAGAAGUCCCGGCCGUGGUAGUCCCGAGGGAGGACAGCGACAGCGAGCUCUCGGAGCCGGAGGAGGACGUCCUGGAGCCCGAGCCAGAAGAGGCAACAGAGCAGGAGGUCAUGGAGACCAUCGAGAAGGACCUGGAUGUUUCAGCCGCUGUCAAACCGGAGAUGUCGCUUGAAAUGCUUGCCGGCCUGGACCCCUUGGUGCCCAAGAAGAAACGCGGCCCUGGCCGCCCGCCAAAGAACGGCGUCAUGUCCAAGCGAGAGGAGAGGCUUCGGAAGAAAGCGGCCAUGGAAUUUGCCAAGAAAAACAUGCCGCAACCGCCGCCGGGCGAGCCGCCCAUCAAGAGGAAGGUUGGCCGGCCUCGUAAGCACCCGCUCCCAGAAAACGCCCCGGACAGGCCCGAGAAGCGCAAGUACAAACCUCGGAAAUCCAAGAACGGCGAAGAGGGCGAGGGCGAGGGCUCCGACAUGGAAAAAACUAUCAAGGAGAGAAGGCGGGAGAAACCCAAGACGCCACCCCUCGAGUUGGACAGGACCGACUACACCGAGGAACAACUGCAGAAGCCGCCCAAGAACUACGGCAUGCUCAUCGACGAGGUCUUGACGGCCGCGCCCGACGGUCUGACCUUGAAACAGAUCUACAAGCGGAUCCAGAUAAAGUACCCGUUCUACUAUUUCACCGUCGACACCAAAGGGUGGGAGAGCAGCGUCCGCCACAACCUCAUUGGCAACGACGCCUUCAAAAAGAACGAGGAGACUCACCUCUGGAGCCGGGUACCGGGGAUCGAUAUCGACGCAGGCAAGAAGCGAACCAAGGCGACUUCGCCAGAUCAUUCCACUUCGAUGCACACCUUUGGCCAGCACUACUCGACUUCCGCCACUCCGACGCCGCAGAUGUUUCACGCCGAAACCGGGCUGCAACAAGGCUACCGUUCCGCAUCCGUGUCCCAACGUCCCGGAUACGCGCCUGGCCAAGUGGCCCUCGGUCAACAUCCGCAACCGCAACUCGGCGCGCAGGCCGUCGGGGCCGCCGCCCAACAAGCUCCACGGCAGCCGUAUUCAAUCCCUGGGCAGGUGCAAGGCGCGACUCCCACGGCCGCUUAUGGGAAUCCAACCGGGGGACAUCCGCCUCAAGGAAGCGCACAGGCCACGGCUUAUUCUUCACCGUACACGUCGAGACCGCCGCCAGCAGCUACUGCUCAGUCUGGUGGCCCUAGCCAGGGCGUCGCAAGGCAAGGCCUGCCCCCCAAUCACUUGGCGACCCCCGCGAAUGGUUUGCCUCGCGCCGGCCCGCCGUCUGCGCAGACAGCGCCACCGGCCGGCGCGCGUCCGGCGCAGCCCGCUGUCAACGGCAGCUCGCUCCCUGUUAAACCAGCUGUUGCGCCGGAGCUGGUUAGACACGUAACCAACUUCAAGACGACAGUCACAGAGCAGUUGAAGAAGCGAACGUCUGCCGCUGAGGCCGUCGCCAUGUCCGUCAUCAAUCGCGGCCUGGGACUGGCUGCAGAAAGCACGGUUCCGGAAGAAGAGGGUCUAGAGAAGAUCGUUCUCGGAGUGUUCGAGUCGAGUCGGAAGAACUUGGGCGCCAACCAAUCCCUCAACCCUGGUUUGGUGCAGUCCCUGGGCAAUUUCAAAAACAACAUGAUCAAAACGCUGGAGCCCAAGAUGGGCAAGCUAAACGCCGAGCGCCUGAUCUUGUCGGCUGUGGACCGCGUGUUGGGUUUUGCCGACCGGAGCACAAUGCCGGGCCCCGACCCGGACCGAAAGCAGUACGAUGAUGCCGAGAACGUGCUCAUUUCGGCCAUCCAGCGGGUGGUUGCGGACCAUCAACGGACCCUAGCUUCCGCUGCGUCUGUUUCGGCGCCGCCCCGCCCGCCUGCGCCAGCGCCAUCCUCGGCCCCGUCAACGGCGCCCGGAUCUACCCAGAUAUCAAGAAAUGGUCAUGCACCCGCUUCCAGUCAUGCACCAACAGGAGCGUACCCGCCGACGGCUCCCCUGUACCAAGGAGCGAAGCCAGCAACACCGCUGCCUACUUCCUCGGCGCCUGGGCCCGCACGUCCUUCCGCCCCAGGACAAUCUGCUCCAGGGGCACAGCCAGCCACGGCCGCGAGUGCGCAGCAGGUUCCCCGUCUAGCUACUGUCUCAGCACAGGCAGCCCAGACUUCAGCCGUUCCUACAACUCAGACGCGGCCUCAUGCCCCGGUUUCGGGUCCAGCGCAGGGUUCAGCUCAGGCCCCGGGCCAGCACUCGGCACCUGCAACAGCGACUUCGGCCCGGAACCCGGCCGUCACCGGAGCUGUUCAAGCAUCCGCCGUAGGCUCCGUCCAACCGCAGUCCCCGGCUCAUGCCUUGGCCCAAGCUCAAGCCCAGGCCGCCGCCCAGAACGCGCAAGCCCAGAAACCAGCGCAGCCGGGGCCCGCUUCGAGUCAGGCUACCGCCAUACAUCGAACUGUCGGUCAACCUGUUUCGUUGGCUACCUCUGCCGCCCCCGGCGUUACCAAGGCGCCAGCUUUGACGUCUGCCCCAACUGUAUCCCAGCCGCAGAACCAGCAGGCGCUGCCAGCCAAGCCGCAAGGACCCGUCCCGAGUGCCGCGCCGGCCCAGCAACGGCUUACCCACGGCGCUUCUGCCCCUACUAUGGAACGUCCGGCCGCGGUACCGACCCAGACUACGACCACUGCUGCGGCUCCUGCCCCACCCCAAUCACAGGCGCAGACUCUGCCCGCUGCGCCCGCCCAAAGGCCCGCUCAAGCUGCCCCCGUGGCCGCAACCGCCGCAGCUGUAUCCCAAGGAAAGGCCUCGCCUGCUCUAAGUCCUUCACUGCCGGCGCCGAUUCAGCGGCCCGCGCAACCUGUGACUGCGACCUCCGCCUCACCGGCUGCAGCUCAAGGCGGGAUCGCAUCCUCUUCGCCCGGGACAUCCCAUACAAUGAGCCAGUCGCCCACUCCACCGGUGGCUUCGAAGCCGCCGAACCCGACUCAGCCCGCCUCCCAAGGCGCACAGACAGCUGCACCUGUGCCGCCUGCAUCUCAAUCUUUCCUGACUCAAGCGUCGGGCCCUCCGGCGCCGAUGGCUAACAUGGUCACGGCGACCUCACCCACCGCACCGGCCACCGCUCCGCCGCCGACCCCGUCCGCGGCAACCGUCACAGCUGCUCGGUAGAUUAACGGUGAUACAUGGCGUUGAUUGUGAGUUUUCCGAGAAACACGGGAUAAAGGCGUUAUGGUUUUUAGUUUCUGUGUUACAUGCAAGGCAGGACUGGUACGGAAUUCACAUGGCCUACGGGCCUACUACGGACAUGAAUAUAUCAGGUCUCGGCUCAAGCGGCGCUACGGCGCGCAGGCCGGUGAGGAGUUUGUUUGUGGAGGCGAUAUGUUAUCCUACAGUUAAAAUUAGAAAUAAAGGUCUUGUUAUGUA